AGGUAUGAUCAUGGGUGCAGCUUUGUCAACAGUUUACUACAACCUUAAACUGAGGCAUCCUACCUUGAAUAAGCCAAUCAUAGACUAUGAUUUGGCCCUUCUCAUUCAACCAAUGCUCAUGCUAGGCAUCAGCAUUGGAGUGGCCUUCAAUGUUGUAUUUCCUGAUUGGAUAGUGACAAUAUUGCUCAUUGUUCUCUUCUUAGGCACCUCAACAAAAGCUUUCUGUAAGGGGGUUGAAACCUGGAAAAAGGAAACCAUAAUGAAAAAGGAGGCUGCUAGGCGACAAUCCAACGGUUCUGGAGGUGAAGUGGAAUACAAGCCUCUUCCAAGUGGACCAAAUGGUGUCCCUGUGAAGGACAUCAAGAGUGUCACCGUUGAACAUGAGGUGACUAUUAUUGAAAAUGUAUGCUGGAAGGAGUUUGGACUUCUUAUGUUUGUUUGGAUUUCGUUCCUUGCACUACAGAUUGCAAAGGAAAACUAUACGACAACUUGUUCAACAUGGUAUUGGGUACUGAACUUGUUACAGAUUCCUGUCUCGGUUGGGGUAACUGCAUAUGAGGCAGCGGCCUUGUUCAGUGGACGCAGAGUAAUAGCUUCCACGGGAGAAGAAGGGAAAAAUUUCACUGUUUUACAGCUAAUUAUCUAUUGUGUCUUUGGCAUACUAGCUGGCGUAGUUGGUGGCAUGUUGGGACUAGGAGGAGGAUUCGUUAUGGGCCCACUUUUUCUGGAGCUGGGAGUCCCACCUCAGGUGUCAAGUGCCACAGCUACCUUUGCCAUGACCUUUUCCUCAUCUAUGUCAGUCAUAGAAUACUACCUAUUGAAACGUUUUCCAGUUCCUUAUGCUGGGUACUUUUCCCUUGUGGCUGUCAUUGCUGCUGUGGUUGGACAGCACAUUGUGAGAAAAUUGAUCAUCAUUUUUGGAAGAGCAUCUCUUAUUAUCUUUAUUCUAGCCUCUACAAUAUUUAUCAGUGCAGUUUCAUUAGGUGGAGUUGGUAUUGCAAAUAUGAUACAGAAGAUAGAAAAUCAUGAGUACAUGGGAUUUGAGAAUCUCUGCAAGUAUGGAUAAUAGCAAAUUUUGGAAUAUUAUUCCGUCCUAUUUGCAGCAUUAUUGGUGAGAUCAAAUCUCCAGUAGCCAAAAUUGACUUUCAAUUAUUGGCAUGGCUUCAACUAUGUUGGUGAUUUGUCAUUAUGGAUAGUUGUUGUGAAGUGAUGUAGUGCGGGAAGAUUCCGAAUAUUCAUUUUGUUGAUUCAGAUUUUUUCAAUGACAGCCACUUUUAAAUUUUAUUUAA
Molecule: messenger RNA, 1289 nt
Organism: Vigna umbellata (rice bean)
Lineage: Eukaryota; Viridiplantae; Streptophyta; Magnoliopsida; Fabales; Fabaceae
Source: RefSeq, a predicted model, not a curated record